Nylanderia fulva is the source of this 5735-nucleotide messenger RNA. It is a transcript of the gene Pten, whose product is annotated as phosphatase and tensin-like protein. The record is from RefSeq and is a predicted model, not a curated record. Gene Ontology annotation, biological process: protein dephosphorylation; negative regulation of cell population proliferation; cell motility. Gene Ontology annotation, cellular component: cell projection; cytosol; nucleus. NCBI's taxonomy places the organism in Eukaryota, Metazoa, Arthropoda, Insecta, Hymenoptera, Formicidae. Gene Ontology annotation, molecular function: protein tyrosine phosphatase activity; phosphatidylinositol-3,4,5-trisphosphate 3-phosphatase activity.
AUCAUCAUUAAUCAUCAUCAUCAUCAUCAUCAUCAUCAUCAUCGGCCUUCGAAGAUUCGCGCUAGAUCGGAGACGGGGACAUGCUAUGCAGCAUCAUCCUCCGUCGACGUCGAUCGCGAGAAACGAACGCGGCUUCGUCUUCGUCGGCGCCGCCGUUGUGUCGCUCGCGAGCGCGCGCAGGAGGGAGCGAGACGGCCGCUUCUCUCCUCGCCUCUUUCGCUCCUUCAUAGAGAGUGCGAGCACGCUUAACCUAAAAUCCUCCUCUCUCGGUACGUCUGGUCGUUAUCGGUGUCGUUCCGUCACCCGUCUCGUCUCUCCGCGUACGGGGAUCCCGUUGUCCCGGUGCGCCGCGUAUCCUCGAUAAGGGACAAGCGUGGCUAAGCAGGGACAGGGACGCGAGAGCGUCCGAGAUCGAUCGCGGAGACUUUUCGAUCCUCCUUCGACGCCGCGUUCAAGCUCGAUCGCCGAACGCGACAGACCGAGACGGAGAGACUCUCGACUACCCAGGCGAUGCUAAACUGCCAUCUCCACCCGGAGUGCUUUCCCGUUCGGGUUUUGUUCGCGAACAGCGGGUGGUAGGAACUGGUGCUCUCACCUCCGGGUACCCGAAUACGGUUGCAUACGGUGUCACUUGGACUCUCUCUUCUUAACGUUGUCGCUAUUGAUGACCUGGCCAACCGACGACAACGACUGUGAUCUCUGUGAUUUUCUGGAACUGGUUUGUUGAUUGAACGGAACUCUGUAGGGAUAAGGAAGCUUGUGGUGGACAAUACAGCGUCUCUGGAGGAGUUAGUGUCUUUCGUGGGAGUUGUACAGUUACGGAACAUGCGUGUGAUGGUGUACGGUGUGUUCUCUUAGUAUUUGAUGUUCUGCCUGCCGCUACAGCUGUGAGAGAACAGUCUCUUCUUUAGAGCUGCACUACUGUUUCACUGUUGUGUGCUCUGUCCAAUUGCAUCAGACUAGUGACGGUGAUGACAUGUCAUCGUAAAGUGACUUGUGUGCGGUCAAGAGCCAACACCGAGCUUCACAAUGGAGAAAUAGGACAUACUCGAUGAAGAAAUAAUGCCUAUGUAGAAGAACACAUGUUCUGGGAAUUGAUGGGUAUAUGCUUUUCCUGCAGGAGACCAACCAGUGGCAGGUUGAACAGUAAAAUCUCUGAACACAUCUCAGCAUCAGUAACCCCUCUCCAUGUUUGUCUGGAAGAACAAAGAGGACCAGAACUGGGCUCAUGUGACGCCUCGCAAGCUCACAGGCCUCAGGUUAAAAGGACCUUUAAGAAUCAAAAAGCAGAAGAAGAAAUUCCCGAGGAGGUGGCAGAGGGUAGUUCGAUCGAGAUUGAGACAGGAGAGUUAAGACAGAGUAUGGCCAACACUAUCAGCAACAUGAAGAUGACCAACCCCAUAAAGGGGCUUGUCAGCAAACACCGUAAACGUUACACAGAGGGUGGUUUUAAUCUUGAUCUCACAUAUAUAAAAGAAAAUUUAAUAGCAAUGGGUUUCCCAGCCGAGAAACUAGAAGGAGUGUACAGAAAUCAUAUUGAUGAUGUUGUUAAACUACUAGAAUCCAGACACAAAGAUCACUACAAGAUUUAUAAUUUGUGUUCCGAAAGAUCAUACGAUUGCAGUAAGUUCAAACAAAGAGUAGCCACUGGCAUUUAUGCAUUUGAUGAUCACAACCCACCAAAGCUGGAGCAGAUCAAACCCUUCUGCGAGGACGUGCACGAAUGGUUAUCUAAACACAAGGAGAAUGUGGCCGUAGUUCAUUGUAAGGCAGGCAAAGGUCGAACAGGCGUAAUGGUAUCCUGCUACCUACUGCACAGCAAACAGUUUCUCAACGCCACCGAUGCUCUUAAUUAUUAUGGAAAUAUACGCACCCACGACAAGAAAGGCGUAACUAUACCGUCGCAAAUAAGAUACGUGGAUUAUUAUGCCACCAUUGUCAGAGAGGGUCUCAAUUAUCAACCAGUGACAUUAAUAUUGCGCAAAAUACAACUGGACCCAGCUCCCAUUUUCAAUGGCGGUCAAGGCUGUUUGCGUUAUAUAAUCUCGGAAUCAAACAAAAGAAUAUUUUCGGGUAUUUACGAGGUUCGGAAAGGUAUGCCUUCUAUAUCCAUUUCGUUACAACACAGUGUAGCUUUGACGGGUGAUAUACGAGUGGAGUUCUUCAACAGACCGAAAAUGAAACCAAAGGAGAAAAUGUUUCAUUUUUGGUUCAACACCUUCUUUGUGCGUGAAAAAGUAACUUCCGAGUAUGACAAUGGCGAGUUACUUGUUGAAAGAGCAACGAGAGCAUUGAGUUGCGACGGUACAGCCAUGGAGUGUCCGAUGGUCGCGUCGCACGUGAAAUCUAGAACGGGCUCGUUGGCGAGUCUCGGUUCUAUGCCGCCUACUCUCGUUUUACGGAUAGGCAAGUCCGACUUAGACAAAGCACACAAGGAUACAAAUAACAAGUUGUACAGUGAAGAUUUUAAAGUGAGUCUAUUUAUGCAUUGCGUGGGCGGAAGUGCAUCGCCGGCUGUGCCAGCGACGACGAACAGGAGCGGGGACGGUGUGCAGCUGGGGAUGGGUGGGCAGGAGACGCCGAGCGAGUCGAGCGAGGCGGACAGCAGCGAGUGCGACACCACCGGCGACGAGGACGGUUGGGAAUCCGGGGAAUCGACAUAUUUGUGACUGUUGAGACUUGACUGAGAUGAUGAUGGGGCCGAUCGCGGGGCUAAACACUUCUUCACUGUGACGAUCAACCUCUGAAACCUCGCACCGCUUGAUUACCGAGUCGAUUGUCGUGUGCGAAUAGAUGAGACAACCACCAUCGCCAUCCUCGUGCCUGCCACACCACGCAUGCAUAUAAUACACCCUGCCCGCCUAUCCUCGCAAAAUUCUUCUUGGUACACACACGCUGAUAUGCUUCACGAGAAAGAAUUCCGUUAUCAUUAGGAUUAAUUAAUUUAACAACAUUAUGUCAUGUGUAUCGCAUUGUGCGCGAUCAGUAUGGCUUUUGUAUAAAAGAAAUGAAGCGCCGGUUUUAAUUAAUUUCCUGUUCUUCUUCCUGGAAAGAUUUAUAGAUGAAAAAAUGUCUAUUAGUAGCGAUUAUAAAUAAAUAAAUUUUUGUAUAUACGAAGACAAACAUAUUUGUAAAUUAAUAUUAUUGAAACUGCAAUCGUUGCAAUAAGUAGAGUCAUUCUUUGAAGAAAUAGAUUUAUUACUAUAUUAAUUAUGUCGAUGUAUAAUUUAUCCAAAUUAUAGAAAUUAUAGCAAUUAUUUUAACAAAUUUUUUAUAUUGUAUGAAAAGUUUUAAAGAGAAAACUUUGAAAACUUAUUUCAUAUUUUUUUUUUUACACGAGAAAAGGCGCUUGAUUUCUUCUGUGCAAAGGCUAUCACGAUUAAUACUAGUUAGAAAUCUUUUUAUAAUAAUGAAUAUUUGGCAAUAUUUUUUGUUCAAUUUCGCGCAAUAAAUGCGUCUUAUUGUCGAGCGAGUCUCGGAGCAUAAAGUUUAUUCUAGAACCUAUUCUUUUUAAAUAAAAUUAUAGUGUAUUGCACUGAUAAAUAGUAUUACAAGCAGAAAUCAUUACUGUUAAUCAGUGAAUUUUCACUAAUUUUGUUGAAAAGAAUAAAAUUGACGCGCUAUCGAUUUCGCGUAGCGAAAUAACCCGCAUAAAUGAGAUAUAAAUCGAGUUUAUCUUUUUCGUUUUUUUUUUCUAUUUAUUUAUUCCUCUAGAGGGAACAAUAAUAAUAUUCGCGUUUUGCGCAAAUUAUUUAUUUAUUUACUUUUCCUCCAAUGUGUUUUAUUCGUAUAAUAUAUACGUACGCGUUUUUUUUUGGAGUCUCUUCGACAUGAUGAACGAUUCAUUUCAACGACGUAGACAUUUAUCACACAUGCAUUAUGUAUUCACGCGCUGAUAUUAUUAUUAUUUUAAGUUUGUCUAUUUCUUUGUUAUCAACGAAAGUCGUCGUCAAAUUUGUACAAUAUUUCCGUUUUUUGUUAUGCAGGAUGCUCACCCUCAAUAAUAAUUGUUUGAUAAAAGUACACAUACUACGAUUAAUUUGUACAAUAUAAUUGUCUAUAGAUCAUCUGUUUUCAAUUUAAUCAUAUUAAAGUGAUAAGAAAAUGAAAAAAGAAAGUACGAUGACUGAUUGUUGAUUUACGCAAUUGGUGUUUAGCAUCGAAAUACAAUUGUUUCUGCGAAAAAGAAUUUUGUUAUCUAUUAUUAUUAUUAUUAAUUGGAUCGUUUAUGUAUUUUUUAUUUAUGACUAUGUUGUAUCAGGGUUUUUAAUACUCUAGCCCAAUCUUUGUUUUUUUUUUGUAUUAUUAUGCCAUUAUUUAAGAUGAUUAACAACGAGAAAGAUAGAAAUAUUGCGUUGUAUGCGUUCAAAAGCGCAUUGCGAGAGAAUAGAUACGUAAGAUCCAUCAUAGAGUUGAAAUUACAAUAGACAAUUUUUACGUUAGAUUGAUAAGAUGGUAGCAAUAAAUAAAUAAAUGUCGUUUGAUUUAUUUCUAUACGUUUAGUAUCUAAUCGAAAGGAGGAAAAAAGAAUAUCUUCUGCUGUAGUAGAAUAAACCGAUAUGUCGCAUAUAUUUUUCGCAGUAGAAAUUUAAGUUUGUUGUUAACGAGAAUACAUCCUAUCCCCGAAACGUCUAGAUACGUUUUUGUGACCUCAUCAAUACAGUCUUUGCUUUUUAUAAAGUAGAAACAAAAUAUAUAUUAUAUAUAUAUAAUUGUUACUAUAUAUAUGUGCGUUUACGCAAAAAAUGCAUUGGAAAGGAAUAGAGAACGAGGAACUUUGCCUUCUCAAAUAGAUUCAUUUCACUCGCACCGGAAGCUUUACUGGGACCAAUAAAACUAUCUUGUAAGUCUGCGUAUUUUUUUUUCUUUGCUGACGAUCUUAAUCUUAAGAACUUUAUAUUUAUGAUAUAUAUUAUGAAUUAACGACUCAGCCUAUAGAGUACAAAAUACGUGACUUGAUCUCAGAUUUAAAUAGAAAAUUAAUUACUUUUGUGUCUCCGAAAGAGCGCGGCGUAAUCUUUUGAACAAUGUCAUUGAGUUAUUUGUUUAAGGAAUCAUGUUACGAAAGGACAGAUUUAUUACGUGAUACACGUGAAAAAAGUGUAAAAUUAUUUCUAGCAAAUCGAUAUAUUUAUAAUCAUGUUUAGUUUCUCAUCGAAUUAAUUCUCAACUAUUUGAAAGCAUUUAUAUUAUCCGCAUUUAUAAUUAAACAAAAUAAUUCAAAUAUAUGAAAAAAGAAGAAUUCAAAAGUAUAAUAAUUACGAAUGUAUAAUAACAUUCGAUUUCUUUUUCUACUUUUAUAAUUCGGUGAUAUAUAUUUCGAAUGACUGACGCGUUUCUUUAUUCUCUCGAGGACGAUGCAUCGCUAUUUAAUUAAUUAAACUAUCCUACUCGUAAGGUUCUUUACGAUUUUUUGUUUCGACGAUGCAACAACGAAAUAUAUCUGUUUUAUUUUUUUAUUUGUAUAUUCGUUUGUUUCUCUAAUGCGCAGUUAGAUGUUGUUUACUUGAAAAUUCGUCACAUUUGGAUUUUCCGCGAUCCUUUUAUCGUUUGAUUUCGAUUCCCCUUUAAACUGCGAUUCUGACAAUUUAAUUUAUAUUGUUAAUGAUUUAAAGAUAGAGAGGCAAUACUAUAUACUAUCUGCAGAUAGUUAAGUUACAUGUAAUAAUGCGUUCAAAUGACAAAUUGCGUUCUUUACAAUGUACCUUGCAAUAACAAUAAGUUUGAUAUUAAAA